Molecule: messenger RNA, 1275 nt
Organism: Nicrophorus vespilloides
Lineage: Eukaryota; Metazoa; Arthropoda; Insecta; Coleoptera; Silphidae
Product: peptidyl-prolyl cis-trans isomerase G
Exons: 1
Coding region: 346-1260 (304 amino acids)
Molecular function (GO): 3'-5' exonuclease activity; 5'-3' exonuclease activity
Source: RefSeq, a predicted model, not a curated record
AUUGAACACGCUUAAUUCAUUGCGCAAUUCGCAGUAUAUUCAGAUUAUGGUUUGAAAAUACCAAUAAAUCCUAUCCAUCUAUGUGUUAUUUGAGUUUGUUGCGAGGAUCCAAAUUGAUUACCUAACACUUGCCCUUCUGAACGAAAAUAACAAAAACAACCUAGCGAUUGAUUUGGUUUCUCAAAGCCAACUCUUUAUUUAUAUUUAUAUCUUUAUCUCUUUAUAAAGAUUAGAACAAAAAGACAGUAUUUUAGUAUAUUUUUUUUGGUACGUAUGAAAGAUGGCUCAGAUGUCAUUUAUAUAUACUCUCUUUCUCAUCGACAAUCCUCAAGAUCUCAAUUUUGAAUGUAUGUAUUCUUGGAAGCAGUUAACUAUACCUGCAAGUUCUAUUGUAGGUAUCACACACAGACAGACAGAAAUAAUAUGAAUCCAUCUGCCUGGAGCAACCCGCCUCCUCCGGGACUAGACAUGGAUGAAGAGAGUAAACAGUCCACUGUUUCAUCGAGAAGUAUAACGAGCUCUAUAAUAGAUCAGAUCGAUCCAUUUAUAAAGAAUCCGGAGUACAUAAAGUACAAGAAAAGCUUGAGCAGGGAACGGGGUCACAGGAGAUCCAGGAGCAGGUCACAUGAAAGGUUUCGUUCCAGAUCUAGGGAGAGGCGCAGGCGAAGAAGGUCUCGUAGUCGGAGGAGAUCCGGGAGCCGCUCCAGAGGUCACCGUCGCAGGUACUCUUCCAGCCGCUCCAGGAGUUCAUCUUACGAAAGACGAUCUCGCCACAAAAGAAAGCGCUCUCGUAGAUCUCGGAGUCGUUCCCGCGGGAGUCGCUACAAAUGCGAAAAGAGGAAAGAAGACCGCAGAUCAGCCUCGCCGUAUUCCCCGAGCAAUCUGAACGAUUCCUUCGAGAAUGAUCCGGAACAUGAGGAAGAGGAGGAGGAAGAACAGGAUCCGAGCAAAGAGAACGCAUUUAAAAACGACGGCUCAUUCCUAGAGAUGUUUAAGAAAAUGCAGGAGGAGAAAGAGCAAGCAGAAAAUGCCGUAAAGCCGGGCACAUCCAGUGAACAGCCUAAGAAGGUCCUGCCGGCAUUCGGCAAACGCAGAGGAGGCAGGGUUCUUAAAACAGGGAUGGUUGAAAAGACUAGAAACAGUGAUGAAGAUGAGCUAGCUAAAGCACAAGACCCAUGGUCGAUUUAUUUAAAAGAAGUCAAGAAAUACAAGGAAGCCUGCUGUGAUGAUGACCUAAAAACACGACCUCUAAUCAAAUAAACUAUUUUUUCUACU